AUGUCCCAAUCAACUAUCCCCGUCAUUGAUAUCUCCUCCCCCUCCCCAGAAGUCGCCCAACAAGUCCUCUCCGCAGCCUCAACCCACGGCUUCCUCUUCAUCAAGAAUGAUGGUAGAACCAUCCCUCAAAAAGACAUUGACGAAAUGUUCUCUCUUUCAAAAUCCUUCUUCUCAACCCCCUUCUCCCAAAAGUCCGCCUACGCAAUCCACACCCCCUCCGCUGGCGGCCCCAACCGCGGCUGGGUGCGCAUGUCCGGCGAAGCCCUGGACGCGCAGACCUCCGACCCCAAGGAAGCAUUUAACAUCGGCCCUCCGCAUCCGUGUCUGCAACCCCUCCCAGCCCCAUUGUCCUCGCACACCGAAUUGAUAACGCGUUUCCAAAAGUCCUGCCACGCGCUAUGUGUAUCUAUCCUGUCGCUGCUCGGCACCGCGCUCGAGGUGUCUGAGGAAGAUUACUUUGCCUCUCGACAUGACGAGGAAAGCAAGAGCGGCACGAUUUUCCGCAUGUUGUACUAUCCCAAAACAUCCUCUGCAUCACCGACAUCGAUCCGUGCAGGCGCGCACUCGGAUUACGGCAGCUUGACCCUGCUCUUCCGUCUCCCGGGCCAAGCUGGCCUCGAACUGCUCACACCGUCUGGAUGGACUAGUGUGCCUGUCGAUCCAUCCCCCUCCCCCUCCCCUUCCUCUCCCCCAAUUCUAGUGAAUAUCGGGGAUCUGCUGUGUUACUGGACGAACGGGAUGCUCAAGUCGACGGUGCACCGAGUGACGUUUGGGGGCGGCGAGGAGAGGUAUAGCAUGGCGUAUUUCUGCCAUCCGGGGGAUGAAGUGCGCUUGGAAGGGGUGGAGAGUCGGGUAAUUAGGGCGUUUGGGGAUAAGGGGAGGGAGGAGUUGGAAGGGCAGAGGGAAAGGUUGGGGAUUGAGAGUGGGGAUGAGGGGGUUAUUACUGCAAAGGAGCAUUUGGAGAGGAGAUUGAAGGUUACUUAUGGACUGUGA
Messenger RNA from Parastagonospora nodorum SN15, 993 nucleotides. RefSeq lists its product as hypothetical. The record is from RefSeq and is a predicted model, not a curated record. The coding region runs from base 1 to 993 and encodes 330 amino acids. NCBI's taxonomy places the organism in Eukaryota, Fungi, Ascomycota, Dothideomycetes, Pleosporales, Phaeosphaeriaceae. Gene Ontology annotation, molecular function: dioxygenase activity. The transcript is spliced from 2 exons.